Messenger RNA from Beta vulgaris subsp. vulgaris (sugar beet), 955 nucleotides. RefSeq lists its product as hypothetical. NCBI's taxonomy places the organism in Eukaryota, Viridiplantae, Streptophyta, Magnoliopsida, Caryophyllales, Amaranthaceae. Bases 75 to 935 code for a protein of 286 amino acids. The record is from RefSeq and is a predicted model, not a curated record. Gene Ontology annotation, biological process: root development; shoot system development. The transcript has a single exon.
UUCAACCCAACUGAAAAAAACAAGGCAAAAAAACCUCCAAGAAGAUAUACAAAACAUAAAUAUAAAGCUUAAUCAUGCCUACUUAUCCUACAAAAAUGAACACCUCGUCCCAUCAGGUGAGAUCAUUAAGCUUACCAUCAAAGUUGAAUCAUAUCAACCAACAAAUCGAGCACGAGUUGAAAAGGCUUAGAAUCAAAGAAGAAGCAUCAACUUCAUCCUCGGAGAGUGUCAUCAUUGGUGUAUCAGGACUUGCAGAGUUGUACGGGUGUAUCAACCGAGCUUUGAGUCUUCCAAUGACUCAACAAGCUCUUUCACUUCGCCAACAUGAGAAGCAUGUUGGUGAGUUGUUGAAGAAAUGCUCGAGCCUUCUCAAUGUUUGCAACUCGAUUAAGGAGGUUUUAUUGCAACAAGGAGCAAUCACCAAGGAGGUUGAAUCCGCUCUUUCUCAUAGGAAAGGCGAAAGCCAAAACAACAUUGUUAACUAUAACUCCUCGAGGAAGGAGGUAAUUAGGAAAUCUAAGGAUGUACUUUCCUCCUUAAAUCAACUCAAUGCUCAAGUCCUCGGAGAAGAUGAUUGUCAUUCAUCAACAGUGAUCAAAUCUCUUCGAUGUGUUAGCAUCAUAAACUUAUCUGUCUAUGAAUCACUGUUGUCUUUCUUAUCAAUGCCGGUGUCUAAGCCAAAAAGAUCACUAGUAUCUAAGCUGAUGAACAAAGGAAAGGGUAAAUGUGAGAGAGGAAACGAGAUUUAUGAUGUUGAUAUGGUGUUGCAUGAGAUGAUUUCAGGGAAAACAGUAGAUGAUGCGAAGUUGUGUUUCACAGUAGGUAAAUUGAAGGUGUUAAUGGGUGUUAUGGAGGGCAUGGAAAAUGGCUUGGAAAGCAUGUACAAAGAGCUGUCUGAAACAAAAGUCUUUCUUAUGAACAUAUUAUCUUUUUAGCUUUUCAAGUGCAUAAAAUU